Aspergillus oryzae RIB40 is the source of this 723-nucleotide messenger RNA. Its product is annotated as class I SAM-dependent DNA methyltransferase. Bases 1 to 723 code for a protein of 240 amino acids. The transcript is spliced from 3 exons. The record is from RefSeq and is a predicted model, not a curated record. Lineage: Eukaryota; Fungi; Ascomycota; Eurotiomycetes; Eurotiales; Aspergillaceae.
AUGGUGCAAUUAACAAGAUCGCAGGCUCAAAUCAAGAAAUGCACCAUUAACAUGCACGACUCACCCUCCUCCGGACCUCCGGUUAUGCAUGCGAAAGAUUCGCGAAUUCUUGGUUGUACCACGGAUCUCAAGAAGGAAGACUGUAUGGAGCUCUAUGAGAAAUGGGCCGCCUCCUACAACGAAGACCUUGCCGACGCAUCCCAGAACUAUAUCGCCCCGCUCCUGGUUGCCCAAGCCGCCCUCGCCUCAAGCAAAGACCCCGAGGCUACCGUAUUGGACGCCGGUUGUGGCACGGGGCUCGUGGCCGAAGCCCUUGCUAAGGGCAGCAAAUGGACUAUUGAUGGCAUGGAUUUGUCUCCUGCCAUGCUCAAGGUCGCAGAACAGACUGGCGUGUACCGAAGCCUCUUCAAAGUAGACCUCACACAACCGAUCGAUCAACCAGACCAGAAGUACGAUAUCGUGACAUGCUGCGGCACCUUCACGCGUGGCCAUGUCGGGCCCGACCCUGCCCUGAGGGAACUCAUCCGUCUUCUCAAGCCAAACGGUGUCAUCGCCGCCACCGUCCUCGAAGAGAUUUGGGUGUCCGGCGGCUACAAAGCCGAAGCCGACAAGCUAGAGAAGGAAGGUCUAGCAAAGGUGGUCAGUCGAGACCUCAUCGACUAUCGAAAGGGAGCCGGCGACAAAGCAACAUUGCUCCUGAUGAAAAAGACAGCUUCCGCUUGA